GGCGCCGCUUUAGUUUAAGUUACAGAAAACCCCUAAUAUGAAAAACCCUACUUCUCUCCUACCCGAUUUUUGAACCCAGAGUAAAAAACACACAGUCACACACUUCACAGUUCUUUAGAAUCGGAGGAAGUUAAAAUGGUGGUGAGGCUAAGGUUGUCGAGGUUUGGAUGUAAGAACAAGCCUUUCUAUCGAGUGAUGGCCGCCGAUAGCAGAUCUCCUCGUGACGGCAAACAUUUGGAAGUUCUGGGCUACUACAACCCUCUCCCUGGUUAGUGUCUGUAUCUCUUUUCCUGCUCUCUUCAGCAACUUGCGAUUACAUCAAACGAGUUCUUUUUCCAUCCUAUAAUUUUGUUCAUAUAAUGUUUUCCAUCAAACACUUUGUUCUUUCUGCUUCCUGUCUUUGCAAAAUCUUCUUCGCCCUAACGGAAGUUGGUCGAUGAGCUGUUUAAUUCAUUUCUGUUUGGGGUAUUACAUUUUGCGUGUUUACCUGAUGUAUAUUUUAUAUUGGAUUUUUAAAUUGCCAGCAGCAGCUUUGGUUUUUUGAGUAGAAGUUUACGGCACCAUGGAACUCUUGUUUGCAUAUGUUAAUAGCAGAUUCCCUUAUGCAGGUCAGGAUGGGCAGAAACGAAUGGGUCUUAAUUUUGAUAGAGUCAAGUAUUGGUUAUCUGUAGGUGCACAGCCUUCAGAGCCGGUGCAGCGUCUUCUUUUCAGAUCCGGGUUGUUACCCCCUCCACCAAUGACGGCGAUGGGACGAAAAGGAGGACCAAGGGACACACGUCCAAUUGAUCCAAUGACUGGAAAGUUUUUAACACCAGAAAGCUCAAAGAAGGUGGACCUUGAACCCAAUGUUGACCUGGAUGAAGAUGAAAGUACAAGCAGUGCAUGAACCCCACUUACUUAUCCCUGAGCUUGCCAGGUCAAACUUUAAUUUCUGCUUUUAACCACUGGCGCAUGGUAGCUUAGGUACAAGAGGGAAUUGCGACUUGCGAGCUUAUGUUUCUAAGACCUAAAGGCCCCUGUUUUACUUGUGUAAUUCCAGGAAAAGAAAGGCGAAAUUCCAGUUCAUAUUUGUUUAGACUAGAUCAUUUGAAUGUGAAAAGCUAAAAAUUUCUUUGGAGGAGCAGCCGUCAUCAGGAAUCCAAAGGCAAAGAUUCUUCUGCGCCUGACUUGUUUUUGUUUUCCUACACCCGGACAGGGAUGAGCAGAAUUACAGGAUUUUGUAGUGUGUUUGUUAGCUGGACUCAACUGGUAGCCCAUGCCAUGAACAACUAAUGUUGUCCUUUCAUUAUUGCCUUAAAAUGCUUAAAGUUGGGUUUUCUUACCAAUAAAUUAAAUGGAAACCGUAUUCUACAGCUUAGAAAUAUGAUUAGUAUUUUACAAAGUCAAAAUUAUUCAAUAAC
Messenger RNA from Oldenlandia corymbosa var. corymbosa, 1400 nucleotides. Lineage: Eukaryota; Viridiplantae; Streptophyta; Magnoliopsida; Gentianales; Rubiaceae. The record is from the annotation of a GenBank genome assembly.